UCACACUCAAGUCGCUCAUUUCUUAGAAACAAAAAACACACCAGUUAGAGAGGUUUUCAUCCUAAUCUACUUCGCUGAUCAUGGCUGUGCUUUUAUCUGAUUUAAAUCGAAGGAAGAAGAAAUGGCUGGUUUUUGUUAAGGUCUUAAGCAUCUGGAAUAAUCCUCCUAAACAUCCUAAUGAUCAGACAACUAUGAUUCUUGUGGAUGAAACGGGACAAAGAAUUGAUGCUACGGUUCCUACAAUUGCAAUCAAAAGGAACUUCCCUAGAGAGCUCAGAGAAGGACAGUGGUACCUUUUGUCGGAAUUUGAUGUGAUUCCACCUUCAUUGCCCGAAAGAAACUCUGAUCAUUUUUACCAGAUUAACUGUAAUAGGAACACAGAGGUGGAUCCUGUCAGACCAAUAUCACAAUCCGAUUUUUUUAAUUGUGUGGAUUUUUUCAGUAUCAAUAAUGCAUCAGAAGAAGACAAACAAUAUGUUGUUGAUGUAUGUGGAGUGGUUGUCAGUGUAUCUCCUGUUGGAAAACUUCUGGAAGGUGGAAGUGACAUAGAUUCAAGAUAUGUUACUUUCACACUGAAGGAUACUAUUGGCCAUUACUUGAAUUGUGUGGCAAAAGGAAAUUUCUGUGAAGAAUUUGUAAGGAAGUAUUCUAGAAGAAUAAGUGAUGUGGAUUAUCACAAUGAACCAAUCAUGAUUGUUCUGCGAUUUUGGAGGAUUUCACUUUUUCAAGGUAAACCUUGCUUGAUUACUGGUGUAGGUUGUCCAAGAAUUUUCUUUGAUCCAAAUUUCCAUGACAUCAACAGACAUAAAUUCAUGAAGUGUUACACUCAGGGAAAUGGUGAAUUCACACCCUCAGAUGAUGACGAUGUUUUUAUGGAAGAAGUUGAUUCAAACUAAUACAUCACUUCUGAGUGGAUUGUUUUCUCAAUAUUCCCCCUAUGUUUUAUUUUAUCUUGCUUUUCAUUUAUGUAUGCUUUGUAAAACUUAAUAUUAAAUGUGCUAUUAGCACAAGCUAUGGAAUAAUAUAUUUCCUUUUUUGUU
Messenger RNA from Arabidopsis arenosa, 1040 nucleotides. NCBI's taxonomy places the organism in Eukaryota, Viridiplantae, Streptophyta, Magnoliopsida, Brassicales, Brassicaceae. The record is from the annotation of a GenBank genome assembly.